Pelagomonas calceolata is the source of this 774-nucleotide messenger RNA. NCBI's taxonomy places the organism in Eukaryota, Pelagophyceae, Pelagomonadales, Pelagomonadaceae. The record is from the annotation of a GenBank genome assembly.
UAUAGCCAUAUAUAUAUCAUACUAGCCAGAGAUUUUUUGGUCGUCGACCGCUCGGCCGGUUUUUCUGUUUACUUGCUACCCUGGAUCGGAAUGCAGACACAAAAUCACAAAAAUCAAAACGGGUUUUCCUCGGCUUUUACCGCAAGCAAGCCACCCACCGCGGACGACGACGACGCGACACAGGAAGGCGACCCGCCGCCUCCACUGCCCGAGGAGGAGGGCAUGCCACCGCCAUCGCCGCCGGACGAGACCGACGAGCAGCAGCCGCCGCCGGGCCUGGCUCCGCCGAGCCCUGAGCCGAGCGUGCAGCCGCGUGGGACGAAGUCGAAGCGCGACGGCACGUCCGUGGGCACGUUGAUGCGGUCGCCGCCCAAGAGAGCGGACGACGAUGAAGGCAUAGCGAAGUCCCCCGCGAGCAAGGUCCCUUUGGUGGAGUAUGAUAGCGACGCCGAGGACGACGGCGACGCCCUGGCGCAGCUGCCUCGGGCCACUGAUCCGGCCGAGAGCGAGCCGGUCGAGAUGGAGGCCGAGUCCACGACGACGAUGGAGGCCGCCGGGCCGGCGCCCACCGUGACGGACUACACGGCCCAGGCCGACGUUCUGCUCGAGCUUCUCAGUACGAGGUACCGCCGAACGGCGGACCGGGCCCGCGUUAUCGAGGCACUCACGGCGAGUGGCGGUGCCUACCUUGCCGCCGCUCAUUGGCUCGACACCCAAGGACACCUUCGUUCCGUGUCGUGAGGCGCGCGGUAGUGCCUAAGCGUCUUAGUUCGU